Messenger RNA from Botrytis cinerea B05.10, 1314 nucleotides. RefSeq lists its product as hypothetical. The coding region runs from base 17 to 1120 and encodes 367 amino acids. NCBI's taxonomy places the organism in Eukaryota, Fungi, Ascomycota, Leotiomycetes, Helotiales, Sclerotiniaceae. The transcript has 4 exons. The record is from RefSeq and is a predicted model, not a curated record.
GGAAGUCUCAGCAAUAAUGACAAAUUUGAAUAAAGCAAACUCUUUUCCGCUCUUGAAGGGCUCUAUCGACCUUUUAUUGCUUCUUCCACAAUAUCUUGACACCAUCGAAGAUUUCAUUCACCUUUCGUCCACUUGCAAAACUUUGUACGAUAUCUACACCGAACAUACGCCAUUACCUGGAUUGGUUUUUGAGCUCGCUGCUGCUUCUUCUCUGGAGAUUUUUGAGCCUAAGCCUCAUUUUCUCAUCUCUGGUGUCGCCCGUCAAAUUGGCGAAUGGGCUAUUGAGACAUCUGAGAAUCGUACUGAGUUUCAUGAAUCCUUCAAAACAGAAGGAAUUUUUGGAUUAUUUGAGCUUUGCAAGAAAAGAGGAGAGAUGACCGUCGAAGAGAUUCGCAGCCUGGUUGAUCGAAAGUCCAUUCUCAGAUCCCUUGUUUUGAUUCAUUCGAAAAGAAAUAAUCGCACAGUGUAUUCCGAAUAUACAGCCAUGUUGCCCUAUUUACAAAUCGCAAUGUUUGGAGGUCUAUUCGCUGCUAGCGUCAGUAAUUUUUGCGAGCCAGGAGUGACGAAUCCAUUGCAUACAAAGAUCAGAUUAGACUGGUGGGCGAAGUGUUGCCCAGACCGGUCGUGCAAUGAUAGUUUGGAACUAAUCGGUUCACAGCCUCCUUGGCUUGGAGGUCGUCAGAUGUACGCCAUAAUGGAAGCGCUCCAAAAUACCGCGUCAAUUCAAACGCCCACGCUGAUCUCAUUAAUGAGAAGUAUUCCUGAGUGCUUUGUCACUUCAGCAGAUGAGUGCAGAAAAUUUUCCUAUGACAACACUUACCACGAUAGAAACCUCGCUUUAUCUGCUUUCGUUUAUCUGCAGGGCUGGGACUCGCUGGACUUGAUGUAUCAAGUCGAGGUAGGAAAAAAAUCACUUCACGCACAAGCGGCAGUUGAUGCUGCGAUGAUUGCCUUCCGAAUGGAUACCAGUCAAGUCGCCAAAUUCAAAGUCAUAAGUGACGGUGUGAAAGAUGAUUUAUGUGAGGACUUGGGCACCGUAGUGAGCAUCGAGCUUGAUACACGCUUUGUUUGCGAUCGAGGCCUCUUGAAGACGAUGUUAUACUCGAUACUCGGACAUUGACAUGAUAUAACCGGGGAGAUUAUGAUGUUAUUGUACAUAGAUUAAAACUUCAAGCCUCAAAUCCCGAACAAGCAUUUGCAUCACCAGAAGUUAAUCUGACUAUUAGAAGAGCAGACUUAAGUAAGUAGCUUCUCCAGAUUGGGCACAUACAAUAUGUAUGAAAGUCUUAAAUAUUCACGUUUCCCCCUUUUACA